GGGAUGCUGACCUGAGCGGAAGGCAGAUGCCUCAUGGACUAAGGCACCCAGGCGUCCUGCCGUUGGUUAAUUUGGGUGCACUAAUGAGAGUGUGCUCAGUGAGCUUGGGAUUUGGGCUAUAUCAUGACCAGGGACCUGCAGGAAAAGUGCCCAGCAUAGCGAAUUGUCAUAGAUAGCUUCUUUGUUUGCAUUAUCGGUGACAGAUGAAAAUUUGACUUACUAGUGCUCAUGAAAUGCCUCUCCGGCAUUGUGGACUGUCUUGUCUUUCAGAUAAAAGCCUCAGCUGAAGCAGGCUAGGCUGACUAGGAGCUUUGUAAAUAUUUUAUGCUCAGUGGUUGUGGUUUGGAGAGGAGGAAGGAGGCUCUGAGAACUGGGGGGUUUGCCCUGCCCUUACCGAAGUCCUGCUGCGCACAGAUUGAGGGAGCCUUCAAGGUGUGUGAUCUGGUUGAAAGAUGUCUGCCCUCACUACCCUGUUUAAAUAUGUCGAUCAAAAUCAGGAUCGCUACAUUAAGAAACUCGCAGAAUGGGUAGCCAUCCAGAGUGUAUCUGCGUGGCCCGAGAAGAGAGGCGAAAUCAGGAAGAUGCUGGAAGUUGCUGCUGCAGAGAUCAAACAGUUGGGUGGCUCAGUGGAAUUGGUAGAUAUUGGAAAGCAGAAGCUCCCUGACGGCUCGGAGAUUCCGCUCCCUCCCAUUUUAUUGGGCAAGCUGGGCUCCAACCCGCAGAAGAAAACCGUGUGUAUUUACGGACACCUGGAUGUGCAGCCAGCAGCCCUGGAGGACGGCUGGGACAGCGAGCCCUUCACCUUGGUGGAGCGCGACGGCAGAUUGUAUGGGAGAGGCGCAACCGAUGAUAAGGGGCCAGUGGCCGGCUGGCUGAAUGCCCUGGAAGCCUUCCAGAAGACAAAUCAGGAAAUCCCCGUCAACGUCCGGUUCUGUCUGGAAGGCAUGGAGGAGUCGGGCUCCGAAGGCUUGGACGACCUGAUUUUUUCCCGGAAAGACACGUUCUUCAAAGACGUGGACUACGUCUGCAUCUCCGACAACUACUGGCUGGGGAAGAAGAAGCCCUGCAUCACCUACGGGCUCAGGGGCAUUUGCUACUUUUUCAUCGAGGUGGAGUGCAGUGGCAAAGACCUGCAUUCAGGCGUGUACGGGGGCUCGGUGCACGAGGCCAUGACGGAUCUCAUCACGUUGAUGGGCUGUCUGGUGGACAAGAAAGGAAAGAUCCUCAUCCCCGGCAUCAACGAGGCAGUGGCCCCCGUGACGGAGGAGGAGCUGGCACUCUACGACCAGAUCGACUUUGACCUGGAGGAGUACGCCAGGGACGUGGGGACGGAGACUCUGCUGCACAGCUGCAAGAAAGACAUCCUGAUGCACCGAUGGCGGUACCCGUCCCUCUCCCUUCAUGGGAUCGAAGGUGCCUUUUCUGGGUCAGGGGCCAAGACCGUGAUUCCUAGGAAAGUGGUUGGCAAGUUCUCCAUCAGGCUCGUGCCCAACAUGACUCCAGAAGUCGUCAGCGAGCAGGUCACGAGCUACCUGACGAAGAAGUUUGCCGCCCUGCACAGCCCCAACAAGUUCAAGGUGUACAUGGGCCAUGGUGGGAAGCCCUGGGUGUCUGACUUCAACCACCCUCAUUACAUGGCUGGGAGAAGAGCCUUGAAGACAGUGUUUGGUGUCGAGCCCGACCUGACCAGGGAAGGUGGCAGCAUUCCUGUGACUUUGACCUUUCAGGAGGCUACGGGGAAGAACGUCAUGCUGCUGCCUGUGGGCUCAGCGGACGACGGAGCCCACUCCCAGAAUGAGAAGCUCAACAGGCUGAAUUACAUAGAAGGAACCAAAAUGCUGGCUGCCUACCUGUACGAGGUGUCCCAGCUGUAGGAGCGGGAGCGCUGCCCCGUCCCCACCCGUCCCCGCCACUCAGGACCGUGCAGCUCAGCGCUCUCCUCGCCCUCUCGUCCGGCAUAUGGGGAGUGACCAUGCCACGUUCCCGGAGGUGGGCAGCGUGAGGUCUACAGCGAACAGCCAGGAUCCAGCACACAACUGAGGGCUGUGGCUGCCGGCCAGCUGGGCUGCACGGAGCCCUUGGUGCGGGCCGGCCCGUCCCUGCCUCCCGACUCGGAUGCGUGCGCUGGGGAGAUUUAGUCGGGGGCACCCGGCGCCUCCCGGGGCCGCCCCUUCUGACCCUUUGGCCUUGUGUGGGUUCUGUCCUGCUCGCACGACCUCAAGCCGGUACCGGUGUCUCCUGUCUUCUCGUUAUGAUGAUUCCUCAAAACCUAAACUUAACUGGAAGGAUUAUUUGUUCUCAGUAUGUGCUGCCAAAUAAAAAAGUGGAAAUGAA
Messenger RNA from Neogale vison (American mink), 2334 nucleotides. It is a transcript of the gene CNDP2, whose product is annotated as carnosine dipeptidase 2. The coding region runs from base 453 to 1874 and encodes 473 amino acids. Gene Ontology annotation, molecular function: metallodipeptidase activity. The record is from RefSeq and is a predicted model, not a curated record. NCBI's taxonomy places the organism in Eukaryota, Metazoa, Chordata, Mammalia, Carnivora, Mustelidae. Gene Ontology annotation, cellular component: cytosol. The transcript is spliced from 12 exons. Gene Ontology annotation, biological process: proteolysis.